AUGGCCUCGCACAGCAGCCAUAACACCUUGCUCUCCAGCAUUGGGCUGCUCGCCUUGGACCAAAGCAUUCCGCACCCGGACCCGCAGGCGAGUGAUCGCGAACAGCUUCUGUGGGAUUCCCUCCGGAAGGCGAAUGCAGAAAUAAACACGCUCCAAGCCUCUGUGCGCCAGUUGCUUGAGCUGAAUCUGAGGUACGCAGAGAGGCUGCAGGGUGCCAUGGACACUGAGGCUAACAAGCGUGUGCGUCUUAGCCAGCCCGAUACACUACACACAAUGAGCAGUCCUGCGGCCACCCUACCUGCGGGCUCUGUAUCCAGCCCACUGACACAGCAGCAGCAGCAGCAGCAGCAACACCACCACCAGGUUCAGCAACAGCCGCAACAGCCGCAACAGCCGCAACAGCCGCAACAGCAACAGCCGCAACAGCAACAGCAGCAGCAGCAACAACAACAGCAACAGCAUAUGUACUUCCAACCAACAUUGCGCACACCGAUACAGAACGCAGGGCAGUUUGACCGUGACGGGCAGACCUACACGGUGGCUGCACAGACACCCGAGAUGCAGGUGCAGAUUGUCCAUGGCGACCAGCAGAGGACGCGUAUCUCAGAAGCAGCCACCGCACUGACAAAUAUCCACACGGCGGAAUCAGCAUCAUUCGCGUCACAGGCAGCAAUCGUAGCAGCAGCAGUCAGUGCGGCCAGUGACCCGCAGCAGCAGCUCCAGAUGCAGUCGCUAGGGCUGCGUGCCACAGCAGCACCCGAGCAGCAAGCCACAGGGCUGUCUCUAUCGAUGGCUGCGCAACAGCAAACGACGCAACAGACAGCACAGCAAACAGCACAGCAGACAGUGCUCGCUCCGCAAUCAGCUCUCCCUGCGGUGCCCUCCUUGACCUCCCAGGCGAUAUCGGCGGCAGCGGUUGCUCAGGCAGCGGUUGCGCGCCAGCAGCCACAAAAGCGAAAGCGCACGCGGCCUCGGCAAUCGAAGCAGCCAGUCACGCAGUCGGCAGAGCAGCCGGUUGCUGACGAUGCCCAGGAUACCCAGGUGCCCCGGACAUCGGCCACAGAGAAUCUGAGAGUUGGCGACCCUGAAUCCAUCCCCUCGAUCGGAAAGUUCGAGUCGGUCCGGGCGUUGUACAGUUACCGCGCUGAAUCAGAAGAGUACGAUAGAGUACACGGCAACAAAUGGCGCGAAAAGAUGGACAGCAGACGGCGCCAGAACUGGAGUCGCAUCACUGCAGUGUAUACACGCAUCCAGCAGCUGCGUAGCGGCAACGAGUCGGAGGAGGAAAACAUGACCCUGACAAAGUACUCGCAGACUGUGCGAAAGAACAUCAACGAGGCUCGCAAAUCCAGCAGAAAGGCGCAAGAUGCUGUCGAGGCUUCGCCAGACAGAGAGGAAGGGAUUCAGUUGCAGCAGGUCCGGCAGCAGCCGCAGCAGCAGCAGCAUGUACGGCAGCAGCAGCAGAUGCUCCAGCAGCAACAACAGCAACAACAGCACCAGCACCAGCAGUCCCUGCAAAUGCUCAUCAACCGGCAGCAGGCCCAGCUGCCCAAUCCCCCCGGCUACUGA
Molecule: messenger RNA, 1569 nt
Organism: Linderina pennispora
Lineage: Eukaryota; Fungi; Kickxellomycota; Kickxellomycetes; Kickxellales; Kickxellaceae
Exons: 2
Coding region: 1-1569 (522 amino acids)
Source: RefSeq, a predicted model, not a curated record